Theobroma cacao (cacao) is the source of this 907-nucleotide messenger RNA. Its product is annotated as Adenine nucleotide alpha hydrolases-like superfamily protein. The record is from RefSeq and is a predicted model, not a curated record. Lineage: Eukaryota; Viridiplantae; Streptophyta; Magnoliopsida; Malvales; Malvaceae.
UAUUCUGGGUUAAACUGGUUUUUCCAGGAUACAGCCCCUUUCAUUUCAAAAACCACGACCAGAUACCACCCAUAAAUAUUUGAGCUUUCAUUUGCUUUCUUAUCAACAUCUUAAGGCCAAUAAUUCAUCGGAGCUUCUUAUAUCAAAGUGUUGAAGUCAAAAAGAAGAGAGCACAAAAAUCCAGAGUUGUAGCAAUGGAAGCAGUGAACCUCAAGAAAAAAGAGUGCAAAAUUGUGGUAGCCGUGGAUGAGAGUGAGGAGAGCAUGUAUGCACUUUCAUGGUGUCUCGGAAAUUUGUUUUCUCAAAACACAACCAACACCCUUGUGCUUCUUUAUGUGAAACCUCCACCUCCUGUCUACUCCUCCUUCGACGCUGCAGGGUAUGUGUUUUCCAGCGAUGUGAUCACAGCCUUGGAAAAAUAUGGCAGUGAUCUGGUCAAUUCAGUGAUGGGAAGAGCCGAAACUAUCUAUUCAAAAUUCAGCAGCAAUAUAAUUGUGGAGAGAAUUGUUGGAAGUGGAGAUGCAAAGGAAGUAAUAUGUCAUACGGUGGAAAAGAUCAAAGCCGAUACACUGGUGAUGGGAAGCCACGGUUAUGGUUUCCUCAAAAGGACGCUUCUGGGAAGUGUAAGCGAUCAUUGUGCCAAGCAUGUUAAAUGUCCAGUGGUGAUCGUGAAGCAUCCAGAGAAGAUAUAAAGUUUCUUCUCUGUUUUCUUCCUUGAAUAUUGUCAGAUGGUUUCCACAAGGUUGUAUACGAGUUAACUUUAAUUAAAUACCUAGGCACUACAUCUUGCUUCUCAAUUCUCAUGUUCCACUUCUAGUUCCAAGUGUAAUUUAGCAGUAAUUUCCACGUAAUGGAUCGUCCACUAACACUAGCAGAAAAUAGAUAAUGAGGACUGUGGUUUCUUAUC